Messenger RNA from Athene cunicularia (burrowing owl), 5084 nucleotides. RefSeq names its product coiled-coil domain containing 9B (gene CCDC9B). The transcript has 14 exons. NCBI's taxonomy places the organism in Eukaryota, Metazoa, Chordata, Aves, Strigiformes, Strigidae. The record is from RefSeq and is a predicted model, not a curated record. The coding region runs from base 183 to 2117 and encodes 644 amino acids.
AGGCACUCAAAACCCUGUCUGUGCUUGGUAUAUUAGGCAGCCAGUGCUCUUGGCUGGGAGCCCAGACGAGGCUUUUGUAAUCAAAACAUGAUCUUGUAUGCUGUGCAACCAGUGCUGAGAAAGGCCGUCUGAUGGCUCUCCUCUUUUAGCUCUGCUCUGGAAUCUGCUGGGCUUCGCUGCCGAUGUCCAACAUGCACCGAGCUGAUGCUGCUGUGGAUGAUGCAGUGUUAAGGAAGAAAGAGCAGAAGGAUGUUGAACUCGAUAAGAAAAUACUGGCUUUGCGGAAAAAGAAUGAAGCACUCAUACGACGAUACCAGGAAAUUGAAGAGGACAAAAAGCGAGCAGAGCAGGAGGGAAUGGCUGUUACCUCCCGGAGACCCAAGCAGGACGGACUCACUAUUACCAUCACCAAAGCUCACAAUGACCUGAAAGAUGCAAUUACCCAGACUGAACACUAUGGACAAGAUAGCCCAGCCCUCUCGAUGGACAAAAGGGUGGUGAGCGAGAAAUGGGGGAGCCCCUGUCCUACAAGCCCUGGGUUCGGCAUUGGCAGCGAGGAGGAGGAGGAGGAGGAGGAAGCAGAUCAUAUGUUCACGUUCAGGAUGGGGAAGAGGAUGCAGCUGGCUGUUACCAUGGACAACAAAGCCAAGGGCAAGCGGAUCGUCAGUGAGAAACGCACCGAGUGCUUCCCUGGCCCAGGCAGAGUGCCAGACCUGAGCGAAGAAGAGACAGACCAUUUGGUGGCUUUCCGCCGGGGGCGAAGGAUGCAGAUUGCCAUCACCAUGGACAACAAGGAAAAGGCAGAGGAGAGGAGAACAGCAGAGAAGCGGAGAUCAGACAGUGACAGAGGCCCAGAAAGUGAGCACAGCCGGAAGGAUGGUGGGAAGUCAGGCCAGAAGAACCCUGGGGAGCUGAGUUUCCCCAUGACUGGACGGGAGCGCUCGGAGUACAUCCGCUGGAAGAGGGAGCGAGAUCAGAUCGACCUGGAGCGACUGGCACGUCACAAGAAUGCGAAGGGCGAGUGGCGACGGGCUUGGGAUGUGGAGAAGUCAGAGCACAUGUUUGAAGAGGACUUUGUUAAGGAUGGGGAGCCAGCCUUGGAUAAUCCCAGCAAUAAGAAAGGGGGAAGAAACGCAAGGAAAUUCCAGCACAGGUCCUUCCCUCCCGACGGGAGAGGUGGAGGACACCAUGGAGUGAAUGUGAGCGAUCCUGGCCCGAAAGCAGUGCCUGCUGUGAGCAGCCGAGCCAAAGGAAAGGACAGGCUGACUGGCAGAGCCAGAAGAUGGGAUGCAAAAGAAGGCGAGGACAUGUCUUUUCUGAAGGAUGACUUUGAUGGCCAGAGGAGCCUUGGUAUGGACAAGCGGAAGAGCAGAGGUGAGGAGGGGGUGGAAGAGAACUGCACGGCUGAGCUAGAGGAGAAGGUGAAACAGCCAAGCCUCCAAGAUCAUGGGGCCUCCUCAUCACAAAGGCUACGAAGUGGGAAGGUCCAGUCUGCCCACAAUGGCCAGAAGGAGGAGCGGAGAGGAGCAAAGGGCUUCAGCGUGGAGGCGUCUGUGGCCAGCACGGGUGACUUGGAGCCAGGGCCCAAGCCAAGCAAGGAGGGCACUGGGGAAGAUGCCAGCCAGAAGCCUGGCAGUGCUGACACUGCCCGGGAGAAGGAGAUCACCGACAGCACUGCUGCACAGAGCAGCCUUCCAGGCACUGUGCAAGCCACCAGGCAUGGCAGCCAGGAGACCUUGGCAUUGCCCCUGAAUUCAGAUGGAGCUGGCUUAGAGAAAAACACAGCUUCAGAGCAGGAGUCCAGUGAGGACUCUUCCAACAGCCACGGAGGAAAGCUGGACACAGCAGGAGACAGACUGGAUGCAGGUCAAGGACAGCUGGUGAGAAAAAGAGGGGAGGAAGUGACCCAAAACCCUGCUCUUCAGGGGGAGACGCUUGCACUGAGAGGAGGUGAAGAUGCUGAAGGCACUGAACACAGAGGAGAGCCUUUGCCCCCAAGGAAAGCCAGCUCUGACAAGACUGUUGUGUCUGAGCAGGACGCAGCAAAGUCACAGUCCAGGGAAGGGGACCAGCCUGAGGAUUGUCAGGACAAAGACAGUGGGGAGAUUCUCAACUAGCAAAGAUUGUACCGGCUUGCCUGAGACAGAAGGAUAAAGUGCUGAAGGCGGUGGAUGAGAAGAGGAGCACAAGCUUGUUCUCGCUCUUUUACCUUCUAUGAAAUCAGCUUUCAGCACCUGCCCUGUGCCCUUCAGCACCCAUUUGCAACAUGGGGGUCCCCCUCACCAUCCCCACUCCGUUUUGGCAUCACCCUUUCCUCCCCAUAUGCUGAAGCACAGGGAAGGCUACACACACUCCCAGCCUACAAAAAACCCACCAUCACUUAAUCUUUUGUAUUUGUUUUGCCGAUAUUGCAGCUGUGUGGCAAGCCAAUGAAUUGUCUACUGGAUGCACUUUAUUUUAUUUAAUAACUAAUUCUGUUUAAAGUUAAGAUUUAGGUUUCUGGGCACAGCACCUGUUUUCCCUGCUGCACCGGGAGGACAGCUGGGGCUGUGCCAGCUCUCCCUCGCUGCUGGGCAGGGAGCAGGCAACUGACAGAGCAUUAGGAGACAGGGUGAGAGGCGUUAUGUUGUAGUUCAGUAGGUGGAUGAAAAAAUAGCGUGGAGAGCAGCUCUCGUACUAGGGGUUUGUAUGUGGUUGAAGUGUUGGCAGAGAUGUGCGGUAGCGGUGUGGGCCGCAGGACACAAAGGGCAGCAAGUGUUCUUCAGUUUGGUUGCGGGGUGCAGGUGCUUUUGGGAAGCACACGCCACCCCCAGCCUCCUCCCAUCAGCAGGAGCAGCGGCCCAACCCGCACCUCGGAACACUCUGCUUUUUUCUAAGGAAGGUGGCUGCUAGCUUGAGCAGGUAUGUCUGCAGCCCCACAAAACACCCUGCCCGCUUCCUACGACCAGGAAGGCUCCGGUAACCGGAGAUAUGUGCAGCUCUAUGUGCCAAGCAGGGCCAGGAGAAGGACAGCACAAAUGCCACCACCUUCCUUCUCCACCACACGCACAAAGGAGUCAGCACCAGGACCCAGGCCAAAGUGGAGCUGAAGGUCUAAGGCUUCCUAUCAACUGCUUUCACCUUCCCGGUUGUGCCUUUCAUAGCCUUGUGCUUGAACAAGAGUGCAGCAGUUCCCCUGGAACCUGCCACGCAGACAUUCUGACCUGGCCUUAAAAGACACCUUUCAAACCACGGAUCUGGAUGAGUAUUUAUGGACAUAAAUGUGCAAGAAGCUCAGCUGCCUGGGCUUCCAUGCAGCUAUGGGACUCACAGCAAACUAGGACCUGGCUGAAAUACAGCUACCAAUUCCAGAGAAAGCAGGCACAAGGAGUAACACCAGAGUUUCUGACUUGUGAAAGACAGAGCAGAGAGAGUAUCGCCCUCAGCUUGAAGCACUGUUCUAAAACUUGAUGUAGGACAAACAUACAUGCAGACACGUAUGUGUAGAGGUGUACUGGGUUUCAUUGCAGGAUGCAUUUGUUAACCAAAGUGGCAGACUGCCUUGGUGAUAAGGUUGACACGUGUGGGCAGAAAUACUGUACGCUGGUUUAAUAAACUAAUAUUUGCACAGAUAAACAUUUUGGUUUUCCACAUAACUUAGAUCCACAUCACCUAUCUCAUGAAGGACAAGCCUGGGAAUUUCCUCUCCAUGCCAAAUUCAGGAGAGUUCACUGGCUUCAGACCAGGUAUUAUCAAGAAACAGAGUGUGCAGCUUUCAUGUUUUAUCAGUAGAAACAUCUUCACCACCCCAAAGCUCAGACUGAGUUUAUUUGGAUUUCUGCAACAGAUAAAAGAACAGAUAGAUAAAAACCAGAUUGUAAAACUGCUCCAGGUCCUGGAGAUUGUCCAUCACUAUUAAAGGCUGAUUUCCCUUAUCUGACUGGCUCAAAAACCUGCUUACAAUUGUUUAAUUUAUUAUUACUUUUUACAUCACGUCACUGACCUCAGUCUUGGCCCAGUCAGUCAUCCCCCAGCACAGGUCAGGACCUGGCUUGCCUCACAGUCCCUCUGAAACAGUCUCAGAUCACAAGCCUGUUGCACCCCAGCAGCAGUUGGACACGCAGCCAGAAACUUAACAGUGCCCCUGGCCCAGCACUGAGCUGUAGAGAUAAACCCAACUGCAGUUGUUGCUGCAUCUUCUUGCCCUAGAUUCCCUUCUGAAAGGAAAACCAUCAAUCUUCCCCCAUUCUCUCCUUUUUCUCCUGCAAAUCCAAGUAACUUUGCAUUUACCAAUGCCUAGGAAGGACUGAGUCUGUACCAAGCUGCAGGGAUGGGACUGUACAGAUACUGCCUGUUCUAAGUGUAAUUUUUUUUCAUGCUUAUUAACACUUUGCUCAAAUGCACUUUGGUUGGUGCCUGGAUUGCAAUUUUUCAGAAACCUGUGGCUAGCUCUUUCUUCUUUACAGUGAGAGAAAGGACUGAAAAAUCUGAUGUAGAAGGAUUAUUUAUAUGAAAUAAAAGUUGUAAUGAGGAAAAAGUUCCAGUUUCUUAGAGUUUCUCAGUCCCACACAGUUUUUCUGAAUUGAACCAGUAAUCUCUGCUUUUCAGAGCAACAGCUCCAAUUCGGAUUGCUUACCUCUUAGGAAAGCACCUAAUGCUUGGGCUCUCUCAGCGACCUCACCUGCAGAGCUCAGUGCAGUGACAGCAGUCCCUCCUAACACCAGGCUCCUCCUGAGGCAGCCAAGCUGCCUCCCCGCCACAGCGUUCUCCUGCCAGCAAUCGUGGCGGCAGCUGGCAGGGUGCAAACUCAUCCGCCUGAAGAGUUGCCUGUUUCCUCCCAGCAGUGGUUGGUAGCUCAGGGAUUUUGUGAAAGCUCUUCUAGCUCUUCCACACAACAGAUAAACAGCAGUGAUUUGCAGGCAGAACACCGUUUUCUUUAAACUGAAAAACUAGCUUGCCACUAGACACUAUUCUAGUUGGCAAAACUGACCAUCAAUCUCAACAGGGUAGCUCUGUAGCUAAAAUCUGUUAUCAAAACUGAUUCCAGACUAGUGCAUCAGCUCUUGUAUAAAGAGAUCAAUUUAAAAAAACCCACACCAAGGACA